AUGAAUGUUAUAUCCCUCGCUGUCAUAACGACAGCAGACCAAAAAGAUAUUGAAAAUGUAGUCCACGGUGCGAGCAGCAAACUUACAGCAAAAAUGUUUUACGAGGUAGCAAAAGGAAAUGGCGACAAGAGCUUUGUUUUAUCAGCAUAUUCUCUCUUAUCACCUCUUGCUCUGUUUAGCAUAGCUUCUAGAGAAUACACCCAAGAUGAAAUUUGGGACACCAUUGGCACAAAUAAUGAUAGCUUUACUAAAGAAGUGUAUGAUUGGAAAUAUAAUAGAGUGAAAUCGCUAAAAGGGGUGACAUUGAAAACAGCAAGUAAGAUUUGCUUAGCACUGAACUAUGACGUAUACACAGAUUACGGUAAAGGCAAAUGGGAUUCUUUUGGUACAGAGUUAGAAAAUGUUGAUUUUGACUCGAAUGUCGUAACUGCGAGGGAAAUCAGUAAUUGGGUAGAGGAGCAAACUAAUCACAUGAUUAAAGAUAUAGUUAGUGCUGAUAGCGUGAACUCGUUCACCAGAGCACUUUUAGUCGAUGCAGUUUAUUUCAAGGGACAAUGGCAGGCUUCUUUUGACAACAAGCUUACGGAAGAGAAGGAUUUCUACAUCAACAAUAAAGAUACAAGCAAAGUCCAAAUGAUGUACAGAAAAGGUAACUACAAGUACACAAAAAGCCCAACUUUAAGAUCUCAGGUUAUAGAAAUUCCCUAUAAAGAUGGAGAAGCGUCCCUAGUUGUGGUUCUACCCCGUGAGAUUGAAGGCAUUAAAGAUGUACAAGAAAUACUCAAAGACCCGGACGUUUUAGAUAACAUACGGAGAAGCAUGUUCAAAGCAGAAGUCGACCUGUAUCUCCCGAAAUUUAGAAUUGAAACUACAACUAAUCUGAAAGAUGUUCUCGAAAAGGUUAAUUUCAAACGCUUAUUCAUGCAGUACGGAUGCAGUUUAUACUUCAUUAUGCGGGUCCUAGGUAACAUGUACAUAAGCGACGCAGUCCAAAAAGUAUUGAUUGAAGUAGACGAAGGUGCCGAAACCACUCCUCCGAUAUGUAUCGGUGCCGCCAUACAUAAACAAUUUCAAGAUUUUUAUUAG
Molecule: messenger RNA, 1086 nt
Organism: Bicyclus anynana (squinting bush brown)
Lineage: Eukaryota; Metazoa; Arthropoda; Insecta; Lepidoptera; Nymphalidae
Product: serine protease inhibitor 3/4-like
Exons: 9
Coding region: 1-1086 (361 amino acids)
Molecular function (GO): serine-type endopeptidase inhibitor activity
Source: RefSeq, a predicted model, not a curated record